CCCGGACAGACUCUUCAAGUGACUGAACAAGCAGAAUGGCAGAGGCCAACAACAGCUUUUCAGAGGGCUUCAUCCUGAUGGGUAUAUCCGACCAUCCCCAGCUGGAGAUCGUCUUUUUCAUAGUCAUUCUCUUCUCUUACUCGCUGACCCUAGUUGGGAAUUCGACCAUCAUCCUGCUCUCCUGCCUGGAUGCCCGGCUCCACACCCCCAUGUACUUCUUCCUCAGCAACCUCUCCUCCCUGGACCUCGCUUUUACUACGAGCUCGGUCCCCCAAAUGCUGACCAACUUAUGGGGACCAGAUAAGACUAUAAGCUACGCUGGCUGUGUGAUCCAGCUCUAUGUUUUCCUCUGGCUAGGGGCCACUGAGUGCAUCCUGCUCGUGGUGAUGGCAUUCGACCGCCAUGUGGCAGUUUGCCAGCCCCUGCGCUACACCGUCAUCGUGAGCCCUCGGCUCUGCCGGCUGCUGGCUGCCAUUGCAUGGCUGGGCGGCUUGAGCAACUCCAUAAUCCAGUCAACGUUCACUCUGCAGCUCCCAUUGUGUGGGCACCGGAGGGUGGACAACUUCCUGUGUGAGGUGCCUGCCAUGAUCAAACUGGCCUGUGGAGACACACGUCUCAACGAGGCCGUGCUCAAUGGUGUCUGCACCUUCUUCACUGCCGUCCCGCUGAGCAUCACCCUGAUCUCCUACUGCUCCAUAGCUCGGGCAGUGCUGAAGAUCCGCUCAGCUGAGGGACAGAGAAAGGCCUUUAAUACUUGCCUUUCCCAUCUGGUGGUGGUGCUCCUCUUCUAUGGGUCAGCCAUCUACGGGUACCUCCUUCCGGCUAAGACCAGCCACCAGGGCCGGGGCAAAUUCAUUUCCCUCUUCUACUCUGUGGUCACGCCAAUGGUGAACCCUCUCAUCUACACUCUGAGAAACAAGGAGGUAAAGGCGGCGCUGAGGAGGCUGCUGGGAAAGGGAAGAGAACUCGGCUGAGAGGAGGGAAAGCUCCAUCAUGUAUCCCCUCUUCUUCUCUACACGCUUUUUCUCAUUCUCGCUCUGGCCAGAUGAACAUGAGGAGGACUAA
Molecule: messenger RNA, 1065 nt
Organism: Lynx canadensis (Canada lynx)
Lineage: Eukaryota; Metazoa; Chordata; Mammalia; Carnivora; Felidae
Product: olfactory receptor 2C1
Exons: 1
Coding region: 36-974 (312 amino acids)
Biological process (GO): G protein-coupled receptor signaling pathway
Cellular component (GO): membrane
Molecular function (GO): G protein-coupled receptor activity; olfactory receptor activity
Source: RefSeq, a predicted model, not a curated record